Molecule: messenger RNA, 565 nt
Organism: Salvia miltiorrhiza (redroot sage)
Lineage: Eukaryota; Viridiplantae; Streptophyta; Magnoliopsida; Lamiales; Lamiaceae
Exons: 4
Coding region: 70-534 (154 amino acids)
Molecular function (GO): metal ion binding
Source: RefSeq, a predicted model, not a curated record
CUAAACGCAAGAGUUAGAGAAAACAAAAAAAUCGUGUUGACAAGUUUUCCACCAAGAAAUUUAUCCCUCAUGGAGAAUGGAUAUGCAACUUUGCGUUGUGUUUUAAAAGUGCACCUUCGUUGUGAUGCAUGCAAGAGACACACCAUGGAAAUACUAGGUUCCAUUGUUGGCACAUACGAUAUUACUAUGGAUGCAGAGAGAAGAACAGCCAUGAUUGUGGGGCAAGUCGAGCCAAACUAUUGUAUCAGAGCUAUAACCAGAUGCGACGGACACGCAGAACUCGUGUGGGCAAAUCUCAGCCAUCCAAGGACACGUGGCACAUCGUACGGCUACGGUUCAUCGUCGUAUUACGACAGCUUCGGAGAAUCCUAUGGCAUGUGGCGCGAGGAUCCAACGAGGAGCAUCCCUGAUUAUUCUUACACUGCAAACAACAUCAACUAUGAUCGCAGGCGGCGCGACCCUUAUUAUCCGCUUAUCGAUUAUACCAUCCCUUACCACAUCGAAGAAUCUAUGAACCUUUGUAGCAUACUAUAAUCAGUUUCGGUAUUUUACACUUGUGCACAAA